UGAAAGUAAUGUUUUAUCUGGUUAAACAUGAACAGCAAUGAUUAAAUAUUGACCCACAGCAAAUAAAGAGUUUGUAUGCCUGCAUCAACAUGUUUGCUCGUACAGAUGUAACUGAUACCAACACAAUUACCCAGGCAGAGAAUGUUAAGGCUAACACAACAAUUUGUUGGAUUCACUUGGUUGAAAGCAGGCAGGAAUAAGAGGAAUGGCUCAAUAAGUCUAAUUGAGCUGUAAAACUACAACAAUGAGAGAUGCUCAUUGGGUUUGACUGACAUUAUUUGAUCAGUUGCUGGGUGGCAGGUAAAACAAAAAGCUGUUAUUCUGGAUAAUAAGGAGAAUCACACAAAAACAGGAUGUGAUGAAGCAUUAUUAUAUGCUAGAGCUAAUUAAAGCACUUUGACAAAUGGUACCCCUUUAGGCAGGGUAAGAAUUGGGCAGGGAAACAGUUUCUUCGCAUCUUGCUUUGUGUGCCAGUGCGCAAGGGAGCGCGCAGAGACGCACACAUACACACACACACACACACACACAGAGAGAGAGAGAGAGAGAGAGAGAGAGAGAGAGAGAGAGAGAGAGCAAACCUCCUCUAGGCGCCUCAUUACUAAUUUGCCGUCUAGUUUGCGUACGCUCCCGUGUACCUGCUUUGGAAAUCUCUGACUUCUCCACACACUAUACAAUCUCACCUGAAUUUUAGACAUGGAGUAUCCCACUCUGCCUCCCGAUAAUCUUGACGAUUUUAACGAGCGCUACUCCAUAACUCCUUUCAAUGUUACGUUCCCCGUGGAUCUGCUGGGGAUGCCUUCAAAUAGCAACAAGACCAACAAGGCUCCAACCAGAGAUACUACAAGUCUCAUCAUCGUUUGUAUCACGGCUCUCUACUCUCUCAUCUGUGUGGUGGGACUGCUGGGAAACCUGCUUGUAAUGUACGGGGUGGUCAGGUACACCAAGAUGAAGACCGCCACCAACAUCUACAUCUUCAACCUGGCUCUUGCUGACGCUCUCGCCACCAGCACCCUCCCCUUCCAGAGCGCCAAGUACCUGAUGAACACAUGGCCCUUUGGGGAGCUGUUGUGUAAAGUGAUCAUCGCCAUCGACUACUACAACAUGUUCACCAGCAUCUUCACGCUCACCAUGAUGAGUGUGGACCGCUACAUCGCUGUUUGUCAUCCGGUGAGGGCCUUGGACUUCCGGACGCCUGCCAAAGCCAAGCUCAUCAAUGUCUGCAUCUGGAUCCUCUCCUCUGCCGUCGGAGUCCCUGUGAUGAUCAUGGCUGUUACCAAGACAGAUAAAGAAAACACUGUCUGUGCACUCAGAUUCCCCAAACCUGAGUGGUACUGGGACACAGUGAUGAAAAUCUGCGUGUUCAUCUUCGCCUUCGUGGUUCCCGUCCUGGUCAUCACCAUCUGCUAUGGUCUGAUGAUCCUGCGGCUCAAGAGUGUUCGUCUGCUCUCUGGCUCCAAAGAGAAGGACAGGAACCUGAGACGGAUCACCCGCAUGGUCCUGGUGGUCGUUGCAGCCUUCAUCGUCUGCUGGACCCCCAUCCACAUCUUCAUCAUCAUCAAGACCAUGGUAGAUAUUGACCACAAGAACCUCAUGGUGAUGGUCAGCUGGCAUCUGUGCAUCGCGCUGGGCUACACCAACAGCAGUCUCAACCCCGUGCUGUACGCCUUCUUGGAUGAGAACUUCAAAAGGUGCUUCAGGGAUUUCUGCCUGCCCUAUCGCUCCCGCCUGGAACAGAACAGCUUCUCCAGAGCACGCAAUAGCACACGGGAGCCUGUGUCUGUUUGUGCUCAUGCGACGACAGAGAGACCGUCAGCCUGACUAGGCAUGGGUCGGUGGGGGGAGGGGACAGUUCAGGAUGACCUCCAGACUGAGGUCACACAGUUUUCCACCACAGCAGUCUGAGUCUGCAGAUGUAGGCCUUUGACCUUCCAUUUAUAUAAAUUAUCGAUUGUUUCUAUGUCCCAAUAGGUUUGUGACACAAUACUUUCAGGAUUGUCUUUUCAGGAUGAUCACAAACAUGCCUGUGUGUGCCUGUGCAUAAGGAAAUGGAUACAAAUGUACAUACAUUCUUGGAGUGUGUAUAAAGCACACAACAUAAUGCAACCAAAUCAGCAAACACACAUACACUGCAGUCUGAUAGUAUUGGGAUAGUGAUGCGUUUUUCAUUGCUUUGGCCCUAUUUUAGCAACAAAAAAAAAAAAAAACGGAGGUUAAAGUGCUGGCUCCAAGCUUUAAGGGGAUUUGUAGGUCUUCACAUCCAUAUUAGGUGAACAAUGUAGGACUCAUAGCUCUGUGUAUACACAGUUCCACAAUGAUCAGAUCAUCACGCAGGACUUUGAUCCUAAACACACAGACAAGGCCACCAAGGAGUCUUUUUAUGGCCCAACAGUGGACGAUGUAUGAUUGGCCGAGUCAGUCACCUGACCUCAAUCCAACAUGAUCAUGGGCUUCACUUGAUAAAGACCAGACUGACCCCGAAAAUCCCCUGUAGCAGCAAGAAGUGACGGUGGCUGCAGUACAGCCCUGGCAGAGCAUCAACAGGGAAGAUACUGCUGUCUGCUGAUGUCUGUGGGUCACAAACUUCAGCCAGUCAUUUAUCUGCAGCUAAAUAUUACAUAUGAUGACUUUAUUUUGAUUUAUGUUAGCUUGUAAAAUUACUUUCUCUUUCCUAAAAUUGGGGGACCAUUUAUGGAGGGCUACAUUUCCUCCACUGUUGAUGUGACACCUUCAAAUUAAACCUGAGAUAAAUACUUUUUUGGCCACUUGUGUCUUGUGUCUUAUCACCUUUUAAGUUGAUAUGACGAACUGUUUUGGUCUCCAUCAACUCCUGAGGGAAAAAUCUGGCUCUUUAGCUGCUAAAUGUUC
Messenger RNA from Siniperca chuatsi (mandarin fish), 2865 nucleotides. It is a transcript of the gene oprd1b, whose product is annotated as opioid receptor, delta 1b. Gene Ontology annotation, molecular function: G protein-coupled enkephalin receptor activity; neuropeptide binding. The transcript is spliced from 3 exons. The record is from RefSeq and is a predicted model, not a curated record. NCBI's taxonomy places the organism in Eukaryota, Metazoa, Chordata, Actinopteri, Centrarchiformes, Sinipercidae. Gene Ontology annotation, biological process: G protein-coupled opioid receptor signaling pathway; neuropeptide signaling pathway. Gene Ontology annotation, cellular component: membrane; neuron projection. Bases 694 to 1818 code for a protein of 374 amino acids.